AUGUCGCAAGCCUUCAGCUCCUGGCAGGAGCGGCCCGAGCGACUCCUGCCAUCCCAGUCGAGCCGCAGAGAUGGUCUCGCCUCCGAAGUACCAGCACCGCCACCGACCGAACAUCCUACAGCGCAGUGGAUCAGGGAUCAGAGCCGUCUCAACGGCAGCACCGCCCCCACCGACGAGCUCGACCAGUUUGGAAUCCCGCUUCAUCACGCUCACCCCACCUCGUCGCGUCCCGCCGCCCACACGCCAUCCCGAUCAGACGCAAUGCCAACCUCUCCCUCUUUCCCUGCUAUCUCUCCACCAGGUGUCACUUCGUCUUCCUCUUCACGCCGCUAUCCAGCGAAUGUGCCUACCAAGCACGCCGCCUCUCCGUCUCCAACUUCGCAGCCUCUCGCAGCCGAUCCUUCGUCUUUGGUCGCGCGAACCGCCCCGCGACUCGACGACGAAGACGAAGACGAGUCUGUUGGCCUGCUCCUCGGACAGUCCAAACGCAGACGGCCUCGUAAGGACUCCUACUCCUCCUUCGGCAGCAGUGUCCUUCCGGCUCCGCUCUUUGCCUCCAACACUCGCUACGGCGACCACGACGCUUCCGCCUUUCCUCGCCAGCCUCUACCCUCCAAGCCUUCCCGCUCACGAUACCCGCCCAGCAACCACUCCGCUGCUGCGCCCGCUUCGCGCCACCUCGUUCCGCCAGCGCAGUCGGAUCACCAGCGCCAACGUCAGAACUCAAACGCCGUAGCCUCUCGGCCCUCCGGCUUCGAUCUCGACGAUUGGCUCCGCACAUCACAAGCCCCACCUCCCGUCCUCCGAUCUUCGCCCAGCCUCGGCGCCCUGGCUUCUUUUGAUCGACAGGACUACUCGGGUCGCACCGCCGCUGCAAGUGAAGCGGGCAACCGGCGUCGCCGUCACCACGCCGGCUCCACUUCCGGCUUGAGCGCUGGAGUCCUCAGCGCCGGGCCUGAAUCCCCGCGCAGUCGUCGCAAAGCCAGCGCCUCAUCGCGCCGCGAACAAAGCGCCUACUCCUCCCUUGCAUCCGACCAUCCCGCCUUCAUGGCCUCUCAGGAGCUGACAAAGGAGGCAGGCAGCCGCACCAUCGACACCAUCGAGGAAUGGCGUGCCAAAUCCGCUUCCAAAAUGCCCGAGGCAUCCGUAGACACAGCAACGCCUUCAGCGCAAGAUACCAGCGCCAAUCCGGAUCAAGCCGAUCCACCAGUCCGGCGCAGACGUAAGAGCUCAGUCAAGGGCACCUCCCGGCCUGUCUCCAUGGACGGACCGCCGCCACCCUUGCCUUCCAUCCCCGCGACCUUCGGCGCCGAGUCAGUCACGUCCAAGAGCGGCCGACGCCGACGCAAGGGUACCGAGACUUCGCUCGCCGGCCUACUGUCACCUGACAGGGCGUCGCACUCGCACCGCUCAGCAGCGCCGCUCCCGACACCACCGCCCGCCUUGCGCGACCUAUACGCGCUCUCCGGCCUCGGCUCGCAGGCCGAGACGCCGAUCCGUCGCCUCAUUCGCUGGCUCGCAAAGGAGCAGCUCAAGAGCAUCAUCCUGCCGCUAGCGCUGCUCGUCGCCUUCCUUGUACGUUGGAUUGUGGCUCGCGGCGACUGGAGCGGCCGCGGCGUGGACCCCAUGCACGGCGACUUUGAAGCGCAACGCCACUGGAUCGAACUUACGCUUCAUCUGCCCACCUCACGCUGGUACUUUUACGAUCUUCAGUACUGGGGCCUCGACUAUCCGCCGCUAACCGCGUGGGUGAGUCUCGCGUGCGGAUACGCCAGCCGCCUAUUUCCUGCCACCGCAGCCGGCUUUGCUUUCGAGACCUCGCGCGGCAACGAGGACGCAGCCACGGUCACCUUCAUGCGCGCCACGGUCAUCGUCGGCGAUCUGCUCUUCUACCUACCCGCGGUCGUGCUCUUUGUCUCGCGCAAGCUCGAAGGGCGCGGCAAGCGCACGCAGGCGAUCGCGCUCUUCACCAUCUUGCUGCAGCCGGCUCUCAUCCUCAUCGAUCACGGCCACUUCCAGUACAACAGCAUCAUGCUCGGCUUGAGCGCGGCCUGCUUUGCUCUGCUCUACACCACCCUGCCCAAUCCGGACGCAUCCUUGACCUCGCAAGGCGCGCGCAACCGGAGCCAAGCCGUGGCGGAUCUGUCGCGUCGACUCAGCUACGAGUACGUGGCGGCAGCGGUUUUCUUCUGCCUCAGUCUUUCGUUCAAGCAGAUGGCGCUGUACUAUGCGCCUGCCGUGUUUGCCGUCAUGCUGGGUCGGUGCAUCGGUCUGGCGCGCGUGGAUCCCGAGCGCGGGCUCACGCUGUUCAUCGGCCUCGGCCUCGCAGUGGUGGUGACGUUCGGCAUUGUGUUUGCGCCGUGGCUCACGAGCCUCGAGCAGAUGGCGCAGCUCGUGCACCGCAUUUUCCCGCUCGCGCGCGGCUUGUUCGAGGACAAGGUGGCCAACGUGUGGUGCUUCCUCUCGGUGCUGCCGUUGCCGGCGCGAUUCAAGCUGAAAAACAUGAUGGCCGCAUCCGCACUCGCGAGGCUCAGCCUGGCAGUGACGCUCGUCAUGAUCCUACCCGGAUGCUGCCUGCUCUUCUGGGCCGCGAGCCAGACGGCCAAGAUGGAGAUGAUGGUGGCGAGUGACGUGCCGCACGUUGCCAGCGAGCGCGCCUCAGCAAGAGGCGCAGGCAGUGCCGUGGACGCCGCGCUCAGCGCUGCAGGAAGCGUCAAGGCGCCUACGGCAGUGUCGCGCAAGUCGGCCGACGUUAGCAAACGCCGCUCUCCCUCGGUAGUCGGUUCAGCGGUGGGCGGGCCGGCGCGCUCCGAGAUCGAAUCGCUCCUGGCUGGGUCCGUGUCGAGGUCGAUCAGUGGACGCGUGAGCCAGGCCGGGACACGAACCGACGUGCUGGAGCGUCUUUCUGUGCGGGCGGAUGCUGAGCGCACAGAGCCCGGCAUGUCGGAACGGCCGGUGGCAUCGACGCUGCCGUCGCCUGCUGCGCAGAUGCUGCCGUACGGCCUGGUGAGCGUGUCGUGCGUGUUCUUCCUAUUCGGCUUCCAGACGCACGAAAAGUCGAUCCUCCUGCCGCUGCUGCCCAUGACGCUCAUGCUGGGAGCCAAGGGCGACACGUGGGGCGGCCACAUCACCAGCGCGCGCGACUGGGAAUGGGCAGUGUGGUUCAACAACAUCGCCACCUUCUCGCUCUUUCCGCUCCUGCUCAAGGACGGUCAGGCGCUGCAGUAUGCGGUGCUCACCAUCGGCUGGAACUGGCUGGUGGGCAAUCUGCAAGUGCCGUGGCAGCCGCUCAGCGCAGCGUGGGCGGUGGUCGGAUCGCGCACGAGCUUCUUCCGCAGACUCAGCACGCUCACGUACAUGGCUGCGGUGGCGCUGCACGGCGCCGAGUUCGUCUUGCCUAGGCUUGUUCCCGGCUUGCAUGCCAAAGUGCUGGCGAGGUAUCCGGACAUCUAUCCCGUGCUCAACGUGCUGCUCACCACGCCUUGCUUCGCCAUCGUCUUUGUAUGGGCCCUCAUUCGGCAGGUGCAGGUGGCCUUUGCCAACGGACUCGACCUCUCAUUCGGCAAGCCCGCCGUGAGGAAAAAGAGCGCCUAA
Molecule: messenger RNA, 3594 nt
Organism: Moesziomyces antarcticus
Lineage: Eukaryota; Fungi; Basidiomycota; Ustilaginomycetes; Ustilaginales; Ustilaginaceae
Product: alpha-1,3-glucosyltransferase
Exons: 1
Coding region: 1-3594 (1197 amino acids)
Biological process (GO): protein N-linked glycosylation
Cellular component (GO): endoplasmic reticulum membrane
Molecular function (GO): dolichyl pyrophosphate Man9GlcNAc2 alpha-1,3-glucosyltransferase activity
Source: RefSeq, a predicted model, not a curated record